AUGGCCGCCCGCCGGUCUCUGGCUCGCUCCAUCCCCGCCCUUCGGUCAGUUCCCCGCACGCCCGCGGUUGCCCGCGCUGCUUCCAGCACCCGGGCUCUGGCCACUGCUACACCCGCCGCCAGACUUGCCUCUCGGGGUGCUUCAUACCCUUCAAGCAUUUCUACCGUGCGCAGGCUGCACGUUACUGCCCAGCAGCUCGCCCCUUCCACUAGCUCGGCUGCUUCAACCGCUACUUCGUACCCGACCGACCACAACCCCAUUGCCACCCCCAUUGAUACCACGAACUUCCUCGAUAACGAGUUCACCACUUCCAAGGCUACCACAUGGAUUGAUCUCCAUGAUCCUGCCACCAACAACCUCAUCACGCGUGUACCGCAGAGCACCAAUGAGGAGCUGAAGGCUGCUGUCGCGUCGGCCGAGAAGGCCUUCCCCGCUUGGCGGGCGACCAGCAUCAUGGCAAGACAGCAAAUUAUGUUCAAGUUCACUAGUUUGAUCCGUGAGCACUGGGACCGCUUGGCCGCUUCGAUCACCCUUGAGCAGGGUAAGACGUUCGCUGAUGCCAAGGGUGAUGUUCUUCGAGGUUUGCAGGUUGCCGAGACUGCCUGCGGUAUCACUACCCAGAUGACCGGUGAGGUGCUGGAGGUCGCGAAGGAUAUGGAGACCCGCAGCUACCGUGAGCCUCUGGGUGUUGUCGCUGCUAUCUGCCCUUUCAACUUCCCUGCUAUGAUUCCCUUGUGGUGUAUUCCCGUCGCCACCGUUACUGGUAACUGCUUGGUUAUGAAGCCCUCGGAGCGUGACCCUGGUGCUGCGAUGAUCCUUGCUGAGCUGGCUAAGGAGGCUGGCUUCCCUCCCGGUGUUAUCAACAUUGUGCACGGAACCGCUCCCACUGUGGACUUCAUCCUUGAUGAGCCUGCUAUCAAGGCUAUCAGCUUUGUCGGUAGCAACCGUGCUGGCGAGUACAUCUACACUCGUGGCUCUGCCAAUGGCAAGCGUGUCCAAGCCAACCUUGGCGCGAAGAACCACGCUGCCGUCCUUCCCGACUGCAACAAGAACCAGGCUCUAAAUGCUAUCACCGGUGCUGCCUUCGGUGCUGCUGGUCAGCGCUGCAUGGCUCUGAGCACCGUCGUCAUGGUUGGCGAGACUAAGGAGUGGUUGCCCGAGAUUGCCGAACGCGCUAAGUCUCUUAACGUGAACGGUGGCUUCGAGGAGGGUGCCGAUCUUGGUCCUGUUAUCAGCCCCGAGAGCAAGAAGCGCAUCGAGGAUCUCAUUGCCAGCGCUGAGGCAGAGGGUGCCACCAUUCUAUUGGACGGCCGAGGCUACAAACCUGAGAAGUACCCCAACGGUAACUUCAUUGGCCCCACUAUCAUCACCAACGUCACUACCGACAUGAAGUGUUACAAGGAGGAGAUCUUCGGCCCUGUCCUUGUCUGCGUAAACGUCGACACCCUUGAUGACGCUAUCAACACCAUCAACGCCAAUGAGUACGGUAACGGUGCCGCCAUCUUCACCAAGUCUGGUUCUACCGCCUCUCGUUUCCAAAAGGACAUCGAAGCUGGCCAGCUGGGUAUCAACGUCCCCAUCCCCGUCCCACUGCCGAUGUUCUCUUUCACCGGUAACAAGAAGAGUAUUGCUGGUGGCGGUGCUAACACCUUCUACGGCAAGCCGGGAUUGCACUUCUACACCCAGCAGAAGACCGUUACCAGCUUGUGGAAGAGUGAGGAUGCCAUUAGCACUAAGGCUUCUGUUGUCAUGCCCACCCACUCUUAA
This is a messenger RNA of Penicillium longicatenatum, 1767 nucleotides long. Its product is annotated as CoA-acylating methylmalonate-semialdehyde dehydrogenase. The transcript has 2 exons. NCBI's taxonomy places the organism in Eukaryota, Fungi, Ascomycota, Eurotiomycetes, Eurotiales, Aspergillaceae. Bases 1 to 1767 code for a protein of 588 amino acids. Gene Ontology annotation, molecular function: malonate-semialdehyde dehydrogenase (acetylating, [NAD(P)+]) activity; methylmalonate-semialdehyde dehydrogenase (acylating, NAD+) activity. Gene Ontology annotation, biological process: thymine catabolic process; L-valine catabolic process. The record is from RefSeq and is a predicted model, not a curated record. Gene Ontology annotation, cellular component: mitochondrion.